AUGUCUUACGGCCAACCGAACCCGUACGAGCAGGCGCCAGCGCAAGAGGCCGGUCACGGCUAUGGCCAGCCGAACCCCUACACGCAAGACAACUAUGAGCUCCAAGACACGUCCUCGUACCAAAACGCCGGCGCUGCCGGCGCCACCUCGAGCAGCACCCGGGCGCCGCUCUCGCAGCAAGACUUUCUCGCCCGCGUGCAGUCGCUGCGCAACGACAUCACGCGCCUGACGGGCGACAUUGAGACCAUCGGCCAGCUGCACCAGCGCUCGCUCGGCGCCGCCGACCCCCAGGCCGACCAGCAGCUCGAGCACUACGUCGCCCAGACGCAGAUCCGCAACACGGCCAUCAAGGACGGCAUCAAGGCGCUCGAGCGCGACCUCGCCCGCACCGCCGACGCCUCCCGCAAGACCAAGCAGACCCAGCUGCAGUCGCUCCGCACCUUUUUCAAGUCGGAGCUCGACUCGUACCAGAGCAUCGAGCGCGAGUACAGGCAAAAGUACAGGGACCAGAUUGCCCGCCAGUACCGCAUCGUGAACCCGGAGGCAUCGGAGCAAGAGGUUCAGGAGGCGGCGGAGACCGACUGGGGCAAUGAGGGAGUCUUCCAGACCGCCCUCCGCACAAACCGCUCCGGCCACGCCUCCUCCCUCCUCGGCAACGUCCGCGCCCGCCACAACGAGCUCCAGCGCAUCGAGCAGACCCUCACCGAGCUCGCCGUCCUCUACCAGGAGCUCGCCACCAUGGUCGAGCAGCAGGAGACGGUCAUUGCCGACACCGAGAACAAGGGCCAGGACGUCGUCGACAACCUCGAGUCGGGCAACCAGCAGGUCGCCCAGGCCAACAAGAGCGCCCGCAACCGCCGCAAGCUCAAGUGGUGGUGCUUCUUCAUCGUCGUCCUCAUCAUCAUUGCCGCUGUGCUCGGCAUCGCCCUCGGCAUCACCCUGACCAAAAAGGCCAGCGGCAAUUAA
This is a messenger RNA of Akanthomyces muscarius, 966 nucleotides long. RefSeq lists its product as uncharacterized. Gene Ontology annotation, cellular component: SNARE complex; plasma membrane; endomembrane system. The coding region runs from base 1 to 966 and encodes 321 amino acids. The record is from RefSeq and is a predicted model, not a curated record. Gene Ontology annotation, biological process: intracellular protein transport; vesicle fusion; exocytosis. The transcript is spliced from 3 exons. Gene Ontology annotation, molecular function: SNARE binding; SNAP receptor activity. Lineage: Eukaryota; Fungi; Ascomycota; Sordariomycetes; Hypocreales; Cordycipitaceae.